AUGUCGUGUAUUACUCAAACGUACGAUGAAAGCUAACAAUUUAAUGGGAUAUUAGAGAUUCCAAAAGCGAGGUGCACAAGUCGAUUGGCGAAGUGCAUCAGGUGAUCAGCAGACAGGGGCAAGGAUGGAGCAAGGGUUCAGAGAGCUCAAGUCCGAAAUAAAACUAAAGGUUCGGCAACUUUGCUUCCUGCUUGGUGGGGCAAACGGUGGUAAGUACGAGUACAUUCUUAUUCAUGAACCCCCAUCCAUUCAAUACUAAUACCGUAUGCGAUAGGGUUCCUCACAAAAGCAUAUCUAGGUGAAUACGACGUGUCCGCCAGGAUGGGACCGGAAACAGCCCCUUCAACCAAAGUCCUCGUGGAGCCAGCGGUUGUGGAGUCAGCUCUGGUGGUUAAGCAAACGAAAUAGCCCAACAACCACACCUCCCAUUUCUACUUUCGGUAGCAACAACAACAAUAACGCAAACAUGGGCUGUGGUUGCUCCCGCCCGCGGGGGAGGCGAAGGCACAGACCGGCGGCCGUGAGACAAAAAAAUCCCGGCGCAGAAAUAUGUCCGAACAACUAGGGAACAAAGGUACCAUACCAUCAGCCUUCCGAGAGAUUUCCGGCAAAGAUCUAAUGCGCUAUUACAAGUAGGACACACAUCCAGGCCUUCUCGCAUAAUUCCCUAUUGCUGAAACACCAAGUUCACGGGCCGUAAAGGUCUCAUUGAGUCGCUAACGAGGUUUUCUGAGCAUAACGGGCGCACCCUGAUCGCACUUCAUGGAUUAGGCGGUUCCCGGUAUGUAUUCAUGAUCGCUAUUUUAGGGGUUUACUAACCUUGCUCAGAAAGACUCAGAUUGUCCUCGGAUACCUCUAUCGGCACGCAAGCGAGAGCCAUCGCGAUAUCUUCUGGCUGCACGGCAGUGGGGUGCCAAAAUUUAGUGAGGACUUCUGAGCUAUUGCACAACAUGUUCGGAUUCCGCCAGCCAGCGCCGAGACGGACGAAGAAGGAUUCCUAUUAAAUAGGAAGAGGUGAUUUGAAGGACCAGCCAGGAGGAGUAUUCAAACUUAAGAAGAAAAACAACGGUUGAGUGUGAAAAAGAAAAAAAUAUUAUUGGCUUGUAUAUAGUGUGACUUGGAUGGCCAAUAGAUAACUCAUAUGGAAAUGUUUGAAUGUUUGAACCUUGAGUCCCGUGAACGAAUAAGCCAGAUGUUAGACCAGUGGAAAUUUUUUAUUUCUCGCAACUAAUGCAAAGUAAAGUAAACAAAGAGGCCCUGAAAAUACUAAAGAUUAGAAGAAUACAUUUUGCAAGACAUCAAACGAAUACCACAAUGCCCCAAAAAACUCACAAAAGUACGGUUCAGAAAGAGCGUCAGGAGUUGUUACACGCGAGUUUCCUUUAAAAGAUCCUGUUCGAUGAUAAGGCUGAAGAGAUUGAAAGAAAUCAAAAUAGGAAUUGGGUACGGAUACCGGUACCUUCACUGCGGAUGAAAAGGAUAGUGAUAGCCCGAUCGAUGAAGAUAUCUCAGAACUUUGUGAAUCGUUAGCAAUUGCACUUCAUCAUAUUCAGUAUCUGCCAUUCAAGUUACAUAUACCACCUCUCCAAGCUUGUGAUUUUUUUUUCUUCUUUUCGG
Tuber aestivum (summer truffle) is the source of this 1617-nucleotide messenger RNA. NCBI's taxonomy places the organism in Eukaryota, Fungi, Ascomycota, Pezizomycetes, Pezizales, Tuberaceae. The record is from the annotation of a GenBank genome assembly.